This is a messenger RNA of Wyeomyia smithii (pitcher-plant mosquito), 4097 nucleotides long. RefSeq lists its product as uncharacterized. Gene Ontology annotation, biological process: neuropeptide signaling pathway. Gene Ontology annotation, molecular function: neuropeptide receptor activity. NCBI's taxonomy places the organism in Eukaryota, Metazoa, Arthropoda, Insecta, Diptera, Culicidae. The transcript is spliced from 8 exons. Gene Ontology annotation, cellular component: membrane. The coding region runs from base 908 to 3427 and encodes 839 amino acids. The record is from RefSeq and is a predicted model, not a curated record.
UGCGAGACGGUCUAUCGUCUAACAAAGUAUUUAUUGUGUUGUCUUUUGCCGCCAGAACGUUAGUCUGCUCGGGGAAUUCGAAUCGAACGGAACAUACAUACUAGCGAUACCGUCGAUGAAAAACCGCCCUCGCUGCGCUGUUAGCCGGAUUCGGGGAAAUCGAAUGCCCGUUGGAUUCUCGGAAAUACACACUGUACUGUAGGUGUGUCAUCGCAGUAGUUGAGUGUGCGUUCCGUCUGCGAUCGUUGGUCGAUGCCGGGAUGGCGGUGGCGGCAACCAGGAAAGGUCAAGUUUCGUGAGUUGAACUGUUUCUGACGGCACCCUCGGGAUUAGGACGAGCCUGUUGGGCCGAACUCGGAUCGUACGUUGGCUCAGCUUGAUUCCGCAAUCAAAGUUUAUGCAGUGCAACCGUGGCUUAGCGUGGCGGAAUAUUUUGUUCACAGUAACGCGGAGGUAGUGGUCGUGUAUGUGAAUAAACUGAAACUACUGGAAGUAGUUUCCUACUGUUGUAAAGUUUUGGAAGUUGUUCGAAGAUUGUGUUGCAGUAUGCAUUGAGUUAGUUUGUGUGAUGUAAGGUGUGAAUUAAAAUUAUAUGGUUACUUUCGGCACACUGUUGGGAUAAUACUAGUUGAUAAGUUCUUUACGACGAACCAUCGAACAAAGAUGUGACAGAUUCAUUCCCUGGAUUAUAACGACGCGAAUGCUCGCAGUGAGUGCGGCUAAUAACAACAUAAUAGGGUAAUCAAAUUGCCUAGAUGGAAGCGCAGUGAUGAAACACUGAAGAUUAAAGCCAUUUCCAUGUGGAAAUAUAGAUGGAAAAUUAGCUCAUCGGUAGCUAAUAGCAUCUCUGUGUUUCGUUUCGUGAAUGUGUAAGCAGCCCACUAACCAGUGGCAAUAAUCUGUCGCCAUGAAGCAAUCGGAAUUCAAAAAUAUACCGGACAAUUUUCUAUCGACGGUGGCUCAGGUGGUGCUCGGGAUUGUGGGAGACCACAACGAAACGUUACCGGGAGACUACAGCAGCCCGAUGCUGAAGCCGGUAGUCGCUCGGAUUUAUCCCAUAUUCAUCGUGAUGUACGCGAUACCGGCUGCCCUAGGUAUCGCCACCAAUGUGCUGAUAGUUUCCUACAUCAGCAAGUAUCGGUUGCACCGGGACGCGACCCAAGCCUUCAUCGUCAAUCUGGCCGUCUGCCACACGGUGCAGUGUGCAUUCGUGCUUCCGAUUUCGCUCAUGGUGAUGCUGAUCCAGAACUGGAUUUUUGGCCAAUUCAUGUGCUUUUUUCUGCCGCUGCUGCAGGACAUUCCCCUGCACGUGGCCAUGAUUUCGCAUCUGCUGAUUGCAUGGGAUCGGAAGCGGUGGCUCACGGAUCCGCUCAAGGCCCGCCUGCCAGCAUUUGUGUGCAGCUGCGCCUCCUGGCUGGCCGGGAUGGUCAUCGCUCUUCCCUACCCAAUCUAUACGACCUAUCUGGAUCUGGGGAAAUAUGUCCCCAAGUUCGAAGGCGUAGGAAUUUGUGCCGUCAAUCUGGUUGAUGAUAUGCAGGAGUACAUGAGAGGAUUAUUCGUAAUUAUGUAUUGCGGCCCGAUGACGCUGCUGGGCUAUUUGUACAUUCGGACGUCCCGCGAAUUGCGACCCCCCGACGGGCCACUGUCUAUCAUGAUGUUCGAGGCUAGAGCCGAAGCGAGAACCAAGCAAAUCCGUGCAAGUCGAAGUGGUUCGAGCGGAGGCGGCACCGGUACAGGAUCCGGUGCCAACCUGAGCAGCAACUCGCGAACGUACGACCUGUACGAUGCGGAGCUGGAUGUAAAUCGGGAGAAACGAACUCAGCGCCAUCUGGGAGCAAUGGCAUCCGCCCAAGUGCUGUGCGUUUGCCCCCUGAUGAUUCUUAGGUUGGCUCGGAUGACCCUGGUGGAGACGUACGAGAAUCAGGCCCACUUCGACAUCACGUAUCUGAUGUUCGUAUGGUUCGCGUUCCUGCCGACGGUUAUUGUUCCCUGGAUUUACGCCAGCUGGGUGCUGUCGAGACCCGCCAAAGAGCGUCUCCGAGGCUACCUACGGUUAUCCUCCAGGAGAAACACCGCCACAAAGUCCGAGCCAUCCGUCGAUGAAGGUAAUUCCCCACCAGGCAUUAAGACACCGCUUUCCACACAGAUGUCCACCAUAAGCAGUAACCAUCCAGUAUCGGCAGUGACACCAGCCGCGCCCAUUGCUACGGUUACCGACAAUAACAAGUCACAAGCUGCAGUACAGCAGAACCGGUUCAAAACAGCGCCGUCAAUCGAUCGAUCCAAAUCACCGGCUGAAAGCAGUAUCCCUAUGCAGCAAUCCUUCGUGGAGAGCAAUAGCACCGUGCAGAGCACGCUUCCAACAGGUCGGCCGAAGCGACAACUGCCCCCGCCACUACGAAUCGAACAUAGUAACUUUAGUAAGACUCCAUCAACGAGAAGCCGCAGCUCGUCCGGUUCAGCGGUUCAGCGAUCGUCACUUCGAUCGACCCACAGUCGAGCGAACUCGAGCAAUGAAACAGUCCCGGCUUACAGUAGAAAUUCCGUCAUAGAAGCCGCCGAAGAGGACGACGACUGUUGCUCAUCACUGGUAGGACAAGGUUCCAACAUUACCUCUAGCACCUACUGCAACAUAAACGAACGUGAAGUAGUUGCUCCCGAAUUUUACAAACCCAUUCCGAAUGCCCUAAGAAAAAACUCCCAAAACAAAUCCUCUUCCCCGUUUUACCAAACGGCAAUCGAUGGAGACAUGAAUACCGUGGAUUCCGAUUCGGACACCUACAGAGGCAAAAUUGCCCGUUACGGAUCACUUUCCAAGCAAGACUCCGGCAUCCUCAAGACAGCCCCUUCUAUAGUCUCAGUUUCCGAGAGUGAAUACUCCUCCCGGAAAGGUUCACUCAGUACGCUCUCCCGAGAUAUGGAGAUAAUCGACCAGUUGGAGCGGGAACGCAGUAUGGACAUCCAGGAGAUGAUUCAGCGGGAGAAAAACUACGAACACUAUCUAGCGCGACAGAACUCCAAACUAAAGUUCUCCACCAACUUUGACGACUACUUCGAGGAGGAACCGACCCAGCAACCGAUCGCUCUGCCUCCAAAACACCGCUCCGUUUCACCACACGUUUUUCGCAACGGCACGAAUCGACGCAGUAGCAACCUUAGCUAUUCCUCCGCCAAACGGGACAGCGGUUACGAGCAAUCGCUGGCCGGAACACCUCCAUCACCGGUAGUGCUACCAACGCCACCACCGGUACUCCCGCCCUUACAGCAAACCAUAACAGCGACCAGCGAUUCCGGUUAUCCGCAUAGCCGGGUUCCGCGACGGUCGUUGGAACUGGAACGUCAGCGAGUCAUUCGAACGCUCAGCUCACAUUCCAGCCGAAGUUCGACCAAAUCACGCGAUAGAGUGAGUUUUCACGAUGAUAUCUAGUUUGAAGGAGCACGAGGAGCAGUACAAAAUUGUGCCAAAUUAGCUUCACGAAAGACUUAGUCCAGGGGAGAGCCCAAAACAAGGUACGUCGAGGAGUUUGUGAACCGAUAUGUUGGACGUUCGUGAGUUUGGUUUUUUAUUGUACCCUACCCAUAUCAGUAUUUUUAUUCGUAUUACGAAAUAACUGAAUUUGUUCUCGGAUUUGGGAGUGGAGACCAACUGUUUGGAUCAAAUUCCUCGUGUGUGCGAUGCGAUUGCAUGAAUACGUACUUGCACAAUUAGAAAACGAUGAAGUUAGAUUUUAGAAUGAAAAAAAAUAUAAGGCUGUUGAUCUCUGUAUAGAUUUAGUGAAGGAGGAUUUGGACAACGCAAAGUGAUGGCUAAAAUAUAAAGAAAUUCGUUCCGCUUUAAAUCGGUACGUCCUAUUCUCAGAUUGCCAACGUGAGUAACAUAAUGAUAGGUAAUCUUUUCGCAACGUUUCUGCCAACAACAAAUAUGUUUCGCUGUGGACUAAAAAAAUAAUCCUGAGAAAUGGAAUUUAACAAUUUUAACACGUUCGAAAUUUUUGACAUUUAUCACUUUUAUUCAUGACAUUUAUUAUAUUUCUGUCAUUUAUGACAUUCAUGACAUUUUUGACAUUUAUGACAUAUAUGACAUUUAUGACAUUUAU